Messenger RNA from Notolabrus celidotus (New Zealand spotty), 1046 nucleotides. Its product is annotated as peptidyl-prolyl cis-trans isomerase A-like. The record is from RefSeq and is a predicted model, not a curated record. NCBI's taxonomy places the organism in Eukaryota, Metazoa, Chordata, Actinopteri, Labriformes, Labridae. Gene Ontology annotation, biological process: protein peptidyl-prolyl isomerization; cellular response to hydrogen peroxide; protein folding. Gene Ontology annotation, cellular component: mitochondrion. Gene Ontology annotation, molecular function: peptidyl-prolyl cis-trans isomerase activity. The transcript is spliced from 6 exons. The coding region runs from base 94 to 675 and encodes 193 amino acids.
GAACGCUUCCCGUCUUUCCCGUAUGUAAGCGUGACUUUUCCCCACCACUCCACCUGCAGCAGAGGGACUCACUGAGCAACUGUAGUUAUCAAAAUGUUGAUUUUAACGAACAGGAUAAAACUAUGUUCUCUGGCGUUCACCGCUGCGCGCAUGUACAGCAGCGGCCCCGCGACUGCGAACAACAACCCGAUAGUUUACUUUGACAUUGCUGCAGACAACCAGCCUCUCGGCAGGGUAACCUUUGAGCUCAACGCCGAGGUUGUACCAAAGACUGCAGAGAACUUCAGAGCGCUGUGCACCGGUGAAAAUGGCUUUGGUUAUAAGGGAUCAAUUUUCCACAGGGUGAUCCCUCAGUUCAUGUGUCAGGGUGGAGACUUCACUAACCACAAUGGAACUGGAGGGAAGUCGAUCUACGGGUGGAAGUUUCCAGAUGAGAACUUCAAACUGAAGCACACUGGACCUGGUAUUUUGUCUAUGGCCAACGCUGGAGCCAACACCAACGGAUCCCAGUUCUUCAUCUGCACUGCUAAAACAGAAUGGCUGGAUGGCAGACAUGUUGUUUUUGGCAGCGUGAAAGAAGGAAUGGACAUCAUCAAGAAAGUCGAGACUUUCGGUUCACAGUCCGGGCGAACCACCAAGAGGAUCACCGUCACAGACUGCGGAGAGCUCAAGUAGGCUCCAUGCAAGCGGAGGACCCGGUCGCAGUCUCAUCUCCCACUGCUGUGAUUUAAACGUGAGAGUCUCGGUGAAAGAGGCUCUUUCUUCAGCCAUGGUGCAGAGUGCUACCUCUCUUUACUCACAGUUGAUCUUAUCAGAGUAACAAUCAGUUUUUCUUUUGGUACUAGCAUCCUGUGUCAGUCUCUCUUCAGGUGAAAACUAAUGCACUUAACCGUGUCAUGCUAUGAAAUGUGAACUUGUACUGUAGGAUAGAAGAUUAUAGGGUUUGUAGUAUUUGAAAAGAAAGCUAUGAUUCAUUCAUAUACACUGAAACUGGUUUGGGAAAGGUGCAUUUCUUUUGAAGAAAUAAAGUCAUUUUUCUAAAUAUG